Pieris macdunnoughi is the source of this 2586-nucleotide messenger RNA. The record is from the annotation of a GenBank genome assembly. Lineage: Eukaryota; Metazoa; Arthropoda; Insecta; Lepidoptera; Pieridae.
AUGUUUAUAUAUCUUAUUAUUUCCAGUAACGGGCCGGUGGAAGGCGCCUACGGUCAGCAGCACAGCCCCGUGUCGCGAUCGGACGCCUCCACCGAGGACGCGGAGCUGUCCGCUGCGCUUGCGCAUCAGCACCAUCUCGCUAUGCAGGCGGGCGAGUACCCAGUGGGUGGUGGCGUAGAAGCGGAAUACAGUCAAUAUGUGUCAUCACCCGCUGCGCAUUACAAUCACAUGGGACACCUUACUAUGGCGCCCUCACAGAAGUACCCACACGUUAUGGAAGCAGUGUCAGUUGGCAGUGGCUAUGGUGGUGUCGGUGGCGGCGCGAGCGCAGGCCACUACGGCACAUACGCGCAUUACGGCGCUGCCUAUCCUGCACAGCCCUACCUCGUUGACCCCCAAAUGCCGGCUUACAUGACUCAGGAGUACGUAGAAGGUGGUGGUAGUGCAUCUCCCCGAAGCGCAUCUCCGGGUGCCCUUCCUCCUCAGCACAAUUUACAUCUGCAACAAAGGUACGAUUCAUCGUCGCUAGAGCAGUUAGGCCGCCAUUACUGUGUGACGUCACCGCGAAACGAGUACGCAGCCGAUGCGUAUACGUACCAACAUUACCAGCCCGCUAUUGACCCUCAACAUCACACGGCACAGCCAUUUAAGGAUUCACAAAACGGCUUAAGCUUAGGAAGUACUGGAGGACAGUCCUUGUAUGGAGACGAAGAGGAAUUACAGAAACAAAUGGCAAAUAUGGCUUUAGUCCAUGGCGGAGUGGGUCGCGAAGAGGGUGGAGGUCUGCAAUGGAGAGACCCCAAUUUGCCAGAGGUCAUCGGGUUCCUCAAUUCGCCGUCAGAUGUCGUUAAAGCUAAUGCCGCUGCCUACCUGCAACAUCUCACUUAUAUGGACGAUCCUAAUAAACAGAAAACUAGGAGCUUAGGUGGAAUACCUCCCCUAGUGCGACUAGUGACACAUGAGAAUCCCGAGGUAUCGCGAAACGCGUGUGGUGCGCUUCGUAAUCUCUCUUACGGGAGACAGAACGAUGAGAACAAAAGGGCCAUACGUGACGCAGGAGGAAUUCCUUCUCUUAUGGCUCUGCUUUGUAGGACUUCGGAUAUGGAGGUUAAAGAGUUAGUGACGGGCGUAAUUUGGAACAUGUCCUCGUGUGAAGAUCUAAAACAGUCCAUAAUAGAUGACGCAGCUCAAGUUAUAUUUAAUAAAGUUAUCAUUCUGCAUUCUGGUUGGCAUCCCACGAACCCUGGUGAAACGUAUUGGUCUACUAUAUUCCGUAACGCGUCCGGUACGCUCCGCAACGCAUCGUCAGCGGGCGAGUACGCACGGCGACGACUGCGUUCGUUGCCCGGUCUAGCCGAAGCUUUGCUACACACAGUGCGUACGGCCCUCAACGUCAAUGCCAUCGGUACUAAGGUUGUUGAAAACUGCGUUUGUGUCCUGCGAAAUUUGUCUUAUCGAUGUCAAGAAAUAGAAGACCCGUUGUACGACACUCGCGCGCCACCCACACAGAGUACGGGACAGGCGCGGAUACAAGCUAGUGCAUCAAAAGGAGAGAAUCUAGGCUGUUUUGGUGGUAGCAAGAAGAAGAAAGAGGGUUCUUCUUCGAACUCCACCAGCCCAUUGGGCAAGAACGAUGCGGAUUCACAGCCAUUGGAGACAGGGAACUCUUUGGGUUAUACUGUUCCAAAGGGUACAGAAAUGUUGUGGUCACCUGAGGUGGUUCCACUAUACAUGGCACUACUCCAGACGUGUUCUAACCCCGAAACUCUCGAAGCGGCGGCCGGCGCUUUACAGAACUUGGCAGCUUGUUACUGGCAACCAUCUAUUGACAUUAGGGCUGCGGUUAGAAAGGAGAAAGGUCUACCAAUCCUAGUAGAACUACUCCGUAUGGAAGUAGAUCGCGUUGUUUGCGCUGUUGCGACCGCACUGCGGAAUCUGGCCAUCGACCAAAGGAAUAAGGAGUUGAUUGGGAAAUAUGCAAUGCGAGAUCUCGUGCAGAAGUUGCCUAGUGGGAACCAGCAACAUGAUCAGGGUACCUCCGACGACACGAUAGCAGCAGUGUUAGCUACCCUCAACGAGGUGAUAAAGAAGAGCGCAGAGUUCUCGCGUUCUCUUCUUGAAGCGGGUGGAGUUGAGCGGCUGCUGAACCUCACUAAGCAGCGGCACAGACAUACGCCUAGGGUGCUUAAGUUUGCGGGCCAAGUACUGAUGACAAUGUGGUCUCACGCGGAGUUACGUGAGGUAUACCGUAAACACGGUUGGCGUGAAGCCGAUUUCCUUACUCCGGCUCGGGCCGCUCAACCAACGAGGAAUUCCAGUACUAGCGGUCAAGGCACGCCGUCGUCAGGCACAGCGGGGGCGCCACAUUCGCCUAGCAACGCUAACAGCACGCUCAGUCGGCCUAUGGCUUCCACGGGGGGCACACGUUACGAGGACCGCACGAUACGCAGGCAUCGAGAGAACGAGGAUAUGCCUCCAAUGGACGCGAAUAAUUAUGCAGAUGGACUAGGAAUGGGAAACCCAAACGGUCGGCCGAUGAAUCUUCAAGGUGUUCAGGCACAGAUGCCCCCUCCUAGCACACGUUGA